AUGGCAGGCACUGGCCGAGAGGCACAGAGAGCACUGCUAGGCAUGGCAGGAGCUGGAGUCAGAGAGGACGUGUUUCUCAUCUGGAGGGAGAUGGAGGAAGCCUGCAGCACGCUAGCCCAGAUCCAGAGGCUGGUGGCCGAGCCUCCCAAGUCCAACAUGGCUCCAGUAGACUGUGAGUCAGGAGCAACCGCUGUCAAGAUUGAGUCACAGCCAGAAGACACCUGGGACUCUAAGAAGUGGCUACAGAAAUAUGGCUUGAAGGCCCAGAAGCUGUCACUUUAUGACGUCCUAGCUGAUUGCUCCUUCCGCCACGCUGAUGGAGUUGUUGAUAUAAAAGCCAAACCCGAGAAUGAGUCUGUGCAGACCAGUGCGGAGACCAAAAAGAAGACUGUCCAUGCAAAAUAUUGCAGCAGGUUUGUGCACACUCCCUGGAAGGAUGGGAGCUUGGUCCACAUCAGCAUUACCAAGGAGAAAUGCAGAUGGUACAGUGACAGAGUCCAUGUGGUCCUGGCUCAGAUCCAAAGGAGGAUUAAUUGGCUACAGGAUGGGAGUCAAAUCCUCUUUGGAAAAGUGCAUAAUGAUUGUGUCUAUGUCCUCAUCGAUACCUCUCACUCAAUGAAGAGCAAACUGGACUUGGUGAAGGACAAGAUCAUUCAGUUCAUACAGGACAGUACAGACAUGAGGAAGGUAGUUGCAGCUGUCAGCUCUGCUGCAACCCUCACAAGUAACCCUGCUGCCUCUGCAGACACCACAGAUGCAAGGGACGUGGUGGCAGUGCUUGCGUGGCUGCCACCCCCACAAGACAUUGUAGCUGCAUGGGUCACUACUGUGGAUACCACAGCCAAGUGGGUGGUUGCUGCAACUACCCCUUCUGUGGUCACCGCCACCACCAGUGCUGCCAAGCAGCCACCAUCAUUCUGCAAGCAGCCGGCCACCAGUGGAACCACUGCUGUCACACAGGCAGCUUUCCAAAGCCACCUUUGCAACCACCACCACCACCACAAGGUGGCCUACUACACAGCAGUGCCUGCAGCAGCCACUGCUGCUGUGCAGGCAGAUUGCUGA
Messenger RNA from Galeopterus variegatus (Sunda flying lemur), 1065 nucleotides. RefSeq names its product von Willebrand factor A domain-containing protein 3B-like. The record is from RefSeq and is a predicted model, not a curated record. The coding region runs from base 1 to 1065 and encodes 354 amino acids. The transcript has 7 exons. Lineage: Eukaryota; Metazoa; Chordata; Mammalia; Dermoptera; Cynocephalidae.